Messenger RNA from Haliotis rubra (blacklip abalone), 1616 nucleotides. RefSeq names its product tyramine beta-hydroxylase-like. NCBI's taxonomy places the organism in Eukaryota, Metazoa, Mollusca, Gastropoda, Lepetellida, Haliotidae. The record is from RefSeq and is a predicted model, not a curated record. Gene Ontology annotation, molecular function: dopamine beta-monooxygenase activity; copper ion binding.
UGCCAGGUGGUCUGCUAGUAUAGGUUUCACAGCAGCCGUCUUCUGACAGGAAUUCAUGCAUGAUGGCUCACUUAAGGUUUCUGAUGCUGGUGGUAAUGAACGCCAGCUUGACGCUGGCCUAUCAGAUGUUCAUGAAGAGGCUGCCAAAUGCUGACCAGGUACCCCAUCCCUGUAAACUCCACCACACAUGGCCAGGGGUGGGACACAGGAAUCCCAAGGGAACGGGGCAGAGAAAUCAGUUUGGUUUGGACUUUUUUGCUGCCGGUCAGAGAUGGACUCGAGCCUUCUGUGAGAUGGAUUCCGAUGAUGACGGAAGGACAAACGGCGAGGAACUCGGAGAUCCCGGAUGUGUGUGGAAGGAAGGAGACAUACCCGACGUCACUUCCGGGAUAACACACCCAGGAAUAUGCGAUCCUUGGGGAGGCCAAGAAUGUAGUGCAGACAAUGGCUGGGUGUCGUGUGAGACUGAGGAAUUCAACUGCAGUGCAACUUCAGAGCCAGAAGUUCAAAUGAGAACAUUAAGAUUCCCUCGAAUGAAGGUUCCCAGUACGGAGACGAACUAUUUCUGCCAGACCUUUGACCUACCGGCUGACCGAGAUUAUCAUCUCAUAGCGACUGAGCCUGUAAUCGACAACAUCCAUGUGAUGCACCACAUCCGACUGAUGGGCUGUAGGGAUGAGGUGCCUAAGAUCCACCAUCCUCGCCAAUGCUAUAUGGCGGAGCGGGGUUGCAAUGACGUCAUUGGUUUGUGGACAGUGGGCCUGGCUGGUCAGUGCCUGUACAAGGAGGCUGGUUUCAGGCUCGGUACUUCCGGCUACAAGAAGGUGCUACUGGAGCUGCACUGGAACAACCAGAUGCGCGACGACUACCACGACGCGUCGGGGUUAAAGAUCUUCUACACACCACGACUACGCCAAUACGAUGCAGGAAUUCUGUGGACGGGUCAGGAACGUCUGAUGUUACCACCAGGGCAGUCGAAAAUAGUUGUUCAGUCAACUUGCCCGUCUGAGUGUACAAAACGCCGUUUUUCCAGGCCUAUAUACAUCACUAACUCUCUCAACCAUAUGCAUUACAUGGGAAUCUCUGAGAGCGUUGAACACCUGCGGGAGGGGAAGAGAUUACAGUACCUGACAAAUGAAGCCUACUACACCUACGACAACCCCGUAAUUAACACUUUUGAUCCUCCUCUGGAGGUUCGACCGGGGGACGUCUUCAAGACCACCUGCGUGUAUCGCACCCUCUCCCGUCGGGUCACGACGGUUUGGGGCGAGGGGACGAAUGACGAAAUGUGUUACUCCUUGCUAAUGUUCUAUCCAAAAUCUGCCGUCUCUAACAUCUACUGCGACGGCUGGGGCGACUACAACUCUUGCAUGGUGGACGACGACGGAUUUUACCGUGGCUGUCAUGUUCAAAGUUUCAAGAAUCUAACACAUCCAGCAACACAGAAGAUUUUCCACAAGAUACUGAAACACUGUGACUUCAAACAUGGCGAAUGUCUACCAGAGUGCCCGGAUGUUGUCACGGAAGUAAGGAAGCAUCCAUGUUUGCAAGGAGACCUAGGUGACAAAAUGUUGCAGGAAGUUACUGAAGACGGCAGUGCGAGGGGCAUGAGAUGA